Saimiri boliviensis boliviensis (Bolivian squirrel monkey) is the source of this 1257-nucleotide messenger RNA. The record is from RefSeq and is a predicted model, not a curated record. Lineage: Eukaryota; Metazoa; Chordata; Mammalia; Primates; Cebidae.
AUGAGGGAGAAGCCCUAUGUCUGUAUAAAGGAGUGUGGGUGGGGCUUUAGCCAGAAAUCAACCCUCCUCAGACACCAGAGGACACACACAGGGGAGAAGCCCUAUGUCUGCAGGGAGUGUGGUCGGGGCUUUAGCUUUAAGUCAACCCACCUCAGACACCAGAGGACACACACGGGGGAGAAGCCCUGUCCCUAUGUCUGCAGGGAGUGUUGGCGGGGCUUUAACUAGAAGUCAACCCUCCUUAGACACCAGAGGACACACACAGGGGAGAAGCCCUAUGUCUGCAGGGAGUGUGGGUGGGUCUUUAGCCAGAAGUCAACCCUCCUCAAUCACCAGAGGACACACACAGGGGAGAAGCCCUAUGUCUGCAGGGAAUGUGGGCGAGGCUUUAGCCAGAAAUCAAACCUCCUCAGUCACCAGAGGACACACACAGGGGAGAAGCCCUAUGUCUGCAGGGAGUGUGGUCGGGGCUUUAGCUUUAAGUCAACCCACCUCAGACACCAGAGGACACACACGGGGGAGAAGCCCUAUGUCUGUAGAAAGGAGAAGCCCUAUGUCUGCACGGAGUGUGGGCGUGGAUUUAGCCAGAAGUCAACCCUCCUUGGAUAACAGAGGACACACACAGGGGAGAAGCCCUAUGUCUGCAGGGAGUGUGUGCAGGGCUUUAGCUCUAAGUCACACCUCCUCAGUCACCAGAGAACCCACACAGGGGAGAAUCCCUAUGUCUGCAGGGAGUGUGGGUGGGUCUUUAGCCAGAAGUCAACCCUCCUCAAUCACCAGAGGACACACACAGGGGAGAAGCCCUAUGUCUGCAGGGAAUGUGGGCGAGGCUUUAGCCAGAAAUCAAACCUCCUCAGUCACCAGAGAACACACAUGGGGGAAAAGCCCUAUGUCUGCAGGGAGUGUGUUCGGGGCUUUAGCCAGAAGUCAACGCUCCUUAGACACCAGAGGACACACACAGGGAAGAAGCCCUAUGUCUGCAGGGAGUGUGGUCGGGGCUUUAGCUUUAAGUCAACCCACCUCAGACACCAGAGGACACACAUGGGGGAGAAGCCCUAUCUCUAUGUCUGCAGGGAGUGUGGGCGGGGCUUUAGCCAUAAGUCAACCCUCCUCAGUCACCAGAGGACACACACAGGGGAGAAGCCCUGUGACUGCAGGGAAUGUGGGUGGGGUUUUAGCCAGAAGUCAACUCUCCUCAGUCACCAGAGGACACACACAGGAGAGAAGCCCUAUGUCUGCAGGGAGGAUAAGUCAUUA